Nycticebus coucang (slow loris) is the source of this 735-nucleotide messenger RNA. It is a transcript of the gene EIF4E1B, whose product is annotated as eukaryotic translation initiation factor 4E family member 1B. Gene Ontology annotation, cellular component: cytoplasm; eukaryotic translation initiation factor 4F complex. The record is from RefSeq and is a predicted model, not a curated record. The coding region runs from base 1 to 735 and encodes 244 amino acids. The transcript is spliced from 7 exons. NCBI's taxonomy places the organism in Eukaryota, Metazoa, Chordata, Mammalia, Primates, Lorisidae. Gene Ontology annotation, molecular function: RNA 7-methylguanosine cap binding; translation initiation factor activity. Gene Ontology annotation, biological process: translational initiation.
AUGGCAGUGAGUGAAGCUGAGGGUGGAAUCCGAAAGUGGGACGAGGAGGAAGAGGUAAAGGAAAAGAAAAAGGAAGAAGAGGAAGCAACAGUGGAGGCACCUGAGGGAAAAGAGGCUCUGAGUUCUCCCAGACUGCCUCUUGGGGAUAAGGCCCAGGCGGAGGGCCCCACAGAGGUCAAGCCCAAGCUGCACCCCCUGCAGAACAGGUGGGCCUUGUGGUUCUUCAAGAAUGACCGCAGCCGGGCCUGGCAGGACAAUCUGCAUCUGGUCACCAAGUUUGACACCGUGGAGGACUUCUGGGCGAUGUACAGUCAUAUCCAGUUGGCCAGCAAGCUCUCUUCUGGCUGUGACUACGCCCUGUUCAAGGAUGGCAUUGAGCCCAUGUGGGAAGACAGCAGGAAUAAACGGGGUGGUCGCUGGUUGAUCAGCCUUGCCAAACAGCAGCGCCAUAGUGAACUGGAUCGGCUGUGGCUGGAGACACUGCUAUGUCUGAUCGGGGAGAGCUUUGGGGAACACAGCAAAGAGGUGUGUGGGGCUGUCAUCAACAUUCGCACCAAGGGGGACAAGAUCGCUGUGUGGACAAGGGAAGCAGAAAACCAGUCCAGCGUGCUACACAUUGGGCGUAUAUACAAAGAGCGCCUGGGCCUCUCUGCAAAGACCAUCAUUGGGUACCAGGCUCAUACAGACACAGCCACCAAGAGCAACUCCCUAGCCAAGAACAAGUUUGUGGUGUGA